CCUCUGCCCAUCCCCAGGCCUCACCCUCCCGGAUGGCACAGGUACCAGGGGAAGUGGACAACAUGGAAGGCCUGCCGGCCUCUAACAACAACAACCCUGCAGCCCGCUGGGAGAGCCCAGACCGGGGCUGGGAGCGGGAGCAGCCCACGGCCCCCUCACUCUUCGAGUGCUCCCGGAUCAAGGCCUUGGCAGAUGAGCGGGAAGCCGUGCAGAAGAAAACUUUCACCAAGUGGGUGAACUCUCACCUCGCCCGCGUUGGCUGCCACAUCGGGGACCUCUAUGCCGACCUCCGGGACGGCUUCGUGCUCACGAGACUCCUGGAAGUGCUGUCCGGGGAGCAGCUGCCACGGCCCACGCGCGGUCGCAUGAGGAUCCACUCCCUGGAAAACGUGGACAAGGCUCUGCAGUUCCUGAAGGAGCAGCGCGUGCACCUGGAGAACGUGGGCUCGCAUGACAUUGUGGACGGGAACCACCGGCUGACCCUGGGGCUGGUCUGGACCAUCAUCUUGCGCUUCCAGAUUCAAGUCAUCAAAAUUGAGACGGAGGACAACAGAGAGACACGCUCUGCCAAGGAUGCGCUACUCUUGUGGUGUCAGAUGAAGACAGCCGGUUACCCAGAGGUAAACAUCCAGAAUUUCACCACCAGCUGGCGGGACGGCCUGGCCUUCAACGCCCUCAUUCACCGGCACAGGCCCGAUCUCGUGGACUUCAGCAAACUCACCAAGUCCAACACCAACUACAACCUGCAGAGAGCCUUCCGCACGGCUGAGCAGCACCUGGGGCUGGCACGUCUGCUGGACCCUGAAGAUGUCAACAUGGAGGCUCCGGAUGAGAAGUCCAUCAUCACCUAUGUGGUCUCUUUCUACCACUAUUUCUCCAAGAUGAAGGCUCUGGCUGUGGAGGGGAAGCGGAUUGGGAAGGUCCUGGACCAGGUGCUGGAGGUGGAGAAGAUCAUUGAGCGCUACGAGGAGCUGGCGACCGAGCUGCUGGCCUGGAUCCGCCGCACUGUGGGCCUCAUCAGCAACCAGAAGUUCGCCAACUCCCUGAGCGGGGUGCAGCAGCAGCUCCAGGCCUUCAUGGCCUACUGCACCCUGGAGAAGCCCGCCAAGUUUCAGGAGAAGGGGAACCUGGAGGUGCUGCUCUUCAGCAUCCAGAGCAAAUUGCGUGCCUGCAACCGCCGCCUCUACGUGCCCCGGGAGGGCUGUGGCAUCUGGGAUAUCGACAAGGCCUGGGGCCUGCUGGAGAAGGCAGAGCAUGAGCGGGAGGCUGCCCUUCGGGCGGAGCUGACGCGGCAGGAGAAGCUGGGACUCCUGGCCCAGAGGUUUGACCACAAGGUGGCCAUGAGGGAGAGCUGGCUGAAUGAGAACCAGCGCCUGGUCUCCCAGGACAACUUUGGCUAUGAGCUGCCGGCAGUGGAGGCAGCCAUGAAGAAACACGAGGCGAUUGAGGCAGACAUUGCAGCCUACGAGGAGCGGGUGCAGGGCGUGGCAGAGCUGGCCCAGGCACUGGCGACUGAGGGCUACUACGAUGCCCGGAGGGUGGCAGCCCAGCGUGACAGUGUCCUGCGCCAGUGGGCCCUGCUGACCGGGCUGGUAGGUGCCCGGCGGACACGGCUGGAGCAGAACCUGGCCCUGCAGAAGGUCUUCCAGGAGAUGGUGUACAUGGUGGACUGGAUGGAGGAGAUGCAGGCUCAGCUGCUGUCUCAGGAGUGUGGGCAGCACCUGGUGGAGGCAGAGGACCUGCUGCAGAAGCAUGGACUGCUGGAGGGGGACAUUGCUGCCCAGAGUGAGCGGGUGGAGGCCCUCAAUGCUGCUGCUCUGCGUUUCUCCCAGCUUCAGGGCUACCAGCCCUGCGAUCCGCAGGUCAUCUGCAACCGCGUGAACCAUGUGCACGGCUGUCUGGCAGAGCUGCAGGAGCAGGCGGCGCGGCGGCGCGCGGAGCUGGAGGCCUCGAGGAGCCUGUGGGCGCUGUUUCAGGAACUCGAGGAGGCCCUGGUGGUGGCCCUGCAGGUGCGCGUGGUGGAGACCGAGCAGCUGUUCGCGGAGGUGACCGAGAUGGCUGCGCUGCGGCGCCAGUGGCUGCGGGAUGCCCUCGCUGUCUAUCGCAUGUUCGGCGAGGUGCACGCGUGCGAGCUGUGGAUCGGAGAGAAGGAGCAAUGGCUGCUUGGCAUGCGCGUUCCCGACUCACUCGACGACGUGGAGGUGGUGCAGCACCGAUUUGAGAGUCUGGACCAGGAGAUGAACAGUCUGAUGGGCCGUGUCCUGGAUGUGAACCACACGGUCCAGGAGCUGGUGGAAGGAGGCCACCCCAGUUCAGACGAGGUGCUCUCCUGCCAGGACCAUCUCAACAGCAGAUGGAACCGCAUCGUGGAGCUGGUGGAACAGCGCAAAGAGCAGGCGAGCGCGGUGCUGCUGGUGGAGAACCACGUGCUGGAAGUGGCCGAGGUGCGUGCCCAGGUGCGCGAGAAGCGGAGGGCGGUGGAGAGCACGCCCCGCGCAGAGCUGGGCCCAGGCCUGGCGCUGGACGAGUGGCUGCCGCACCUCGAACUUGGCUGGCACAAGUUGCUCGGCUUGUGGGAGGCGCGCAGGGAGGCGCUAGUCCAGGCGCACGUCUACCAGCUCUUCCUGCGAGACCUACGCCAGGCGCUGGCCGUGCUGCGCAACCAGGAGCUGGCACUGUCAGGUCUGGAGCUCCCGGGCACAGUGGAGUCGGUGGAGGAGGCAUUGAAACAACACCGGGAUUUUCUCACCACAAUGGAGCUGAACCAGCAAAAGAUGCAUGUGGCCGUGCAGGCGGUGGAGGGCCUGCUGAGGCAGGGCAACAUCUACGGGGAGCAGGCCCAGGAGGCUGUGGCCCAGCUGUUGGAGAAGAGCCAAGAAAACCAACUCCGGGCCCACCAGUGGAUGCAGAAGCUACACGACCAACUUGAGCUGCAGCACUUCCUCCGAGACUGCCACGAGCUGGAUGGCUGGAUCCUUGAGAAGAUGCUGAUGGCUCGCGAUGGCACACGGGAAGAUGGUCACAAGCUGCAUAAGAGAUGGCUCCGGCACCAGGCAUUCAUGGCCGAGCUGGCUCAGAAUAAGGAGUGGCUGGAGAAGAUCGAGAGGGAGGGCCAGCAACUGAUGCAGGAGAAGCCAGAGCUGGCAGCCUCCGUGCGGAAGAAGCUGGGCGAGAUCCGGCAGUGCUGGGCCGAGCUGGAGAGCACCACCCAGGCCAAGGCUCGGCAGCUCUUUGAGGCCAGCAAGGCUGACCAGCUGGUGCAGAGCUUUGCUGAGCUGGACAAGAAGCUCCUUCACAUGGAAAGCCAGCUGCAAGACGUGGACCCUGGGGGGGACCUGGCCACCGUCAACAGCCAGCUGAAGAAGCUGCAGUCGAUGGAGUCGCAGGUGGAGGAGUGGUACCGAGAGGUGGGAGAGUUGCAGGCGCAGACGGCGGCGCUGCCGCUGGAGCCGGCGAGCAAGGAGCUGGUGGGCGAGCGGCAAAACGCGGUGGGCGAGCGCCUGGUCCCCCUACCCGAGCCGCUGCAGGAGCGCCGCCGCCUGCUGCUCGCUUCCAAGGAGCUGCACCAGGUGGCGCACGACCUCGACGACGAGCUGGCAUGGGUCCAGGAGCGGCUGCCGCUGGCCAUGCAGAUGGAGCGAGGCAGUGGUUUGCAGGCCGUCCAGCAGUACAUCAAAAAGAACCAGGGCCUGCGGCGGGAGAUCCAGGCGCACGGGCCGGGGCUGGAGGAGGACGAGCAGAGCACCCUGCAGCUGCUCAAGAAGCACCUGCAGCUGGAGCAGGGCGUGGAGAACUACGAGGACAGCAUCGCGCAGCUGUCGCGCCAGUGCCGGGCGCUGCUGGAGUUGGGGCACCCGGACAGUGAGCAGAUCAGCCGGCGGCAGUCUCAGGUGGACCGCUUGUACGUGGCGCUCAAGGAGCUGGGCGAGGAGCGCAGGGUGGGCCUGGAGCAGCAGUACUGGCUGUACCAGCUCAGCCGCCAGGUGGACGAGCUCGAGCACUGGAUCGCCGAGAAGGAGGUGGUGGCUGGCUCGCCUGAGCUGGGCCAGGACUUUGAGCAUGUCACGGUGCUGCAGGAGAAAUUCUCAGAGUUCGCCAGCGAGACCGGCACAGCAGGGCGGGAGCGGCUGGCAGCCGUGAACCAGAUGGUGGAUGAACUGAUCGAGUGUGGCCAUACGGCAGCGGCCACCAUGGCUGAGUGGAAGGAUGGGCUGAAUGAGGCCUGGGCUGAGCUGCUGGAGCUAAUGGGCACGCGGGCCCAGCUGCUGGCCGCCUCUCGGGAGCUGCACAAGUUCUUCAGCGACGCCAGGGAGCUUCAGGGGCAGAUUGAGGAGAAGCGGAGGCGACUGCCCCACCUGACCACCCCGCCUGAGCCCAGACCCAGUGCCAGCUCCAUGCAGCGGACUCUGCGAGCCUUUGAGCAUGACCUGCAGCUCCUCGUAUCCCAGGUACGGCAGCUGCAGGAGGGGGCCGCACAGCUGCGGACGGUGUAUGCAGGUGAGCACGCGGAGGCCAUCGCCAGCCGGGAGCAGGAGGUGAUGCAGGGCUGGAAGGAGCUGCUAGCAGCCUGCGAGGACGCCCGCCUGCACGUCAGCUCCACAGCCGAUGCCCUGCGAUUCCACAGCCAGGCCCGGGACCUGCUCUCGUGGAUGGAUGGCAUCUCCGGACAGAUUGGGGCAGCUGACAAGCCCAGGGAUGUGUCGUCCGUGGAGGUGCUCAUGAACUACCACCAGGGCCUGAAGACCGAGCUGGAGGCGCGGGUGCCGGAGCUGACGGCCUGCCAGGAGCUGGGGCGCUCUCUGCUGCUCAACAAGAGUGCCAUGGCUGAUGAGAUCCAGGCACAGCUGGACAAGCUGGGAGCCAGGAAGGAGGAAGUGUCGGACAAGUGGGACCGUCACUGGGAGUGGCUGCAGCAGAUGCUGGAGGUGCACCAAUUUGCCCAGGAGGCGGUGGUGGCAGAUGCGUGGCUGACAGCCCAAGAGCCACUCCUGCAGAGCCGGGAGCUGGGCAGCAGUGUGGACGAAGUGGAGCAGCUCAUCCGGCGACACGAGGCCUUUCGCAAAGCAGCGGCAGCCUGGGAAGAAAGGUUCAGCUCUCUGAGGCGCCUGACCACGAUCGAGAAACUCAAGGCUGAACAGAGCAAGCAACCGCCCACCCCUCUGCUGGGGCGCAAGUUCUUUGGGGACCCCACGGAACUGGCAGCUAAGGCGGCACCCCUGCUGCGACCAGGGGGCUACGAGAGGGGCUUGGAGCCCCUAGCCCGCCGGGCCUCGGACACGCUGUCUGCUGAGGUGCGGACCCGGGCGGGUCCUGGAGGGAGGCACGAGCCCCAUCGGUCUUUCUGCCCCGCCCCCAGGAAGGCCACCCUGGCGGACAUUGUGGAGCAGCUGCAGGAGAGAGAGGCGGGACCAGGGCUCCCUGCGGGGACGUCGCUGCCUCAGCCUCGCGAACUUCCCCCCGGCCGCCUGCCCAACGGACUUGAGCCGCCGAACGGUUUUUUGCAGCACGAGGGCUUCCUGCUGCGCAAGCGCGAGGUCGACGCUAACCGCAAGUCAUCCAACCGGUCGUGGGUGAGUCUGUACUGCGUGCUCAGCAAGGGGGAGCUGGGCUUCUACAAGGACGCCAAAGGCCCAGCAUCUGGGGGCACGCACGGUGGGGAGCCACUGCUCAGCCUGCACAAGGCCAUCAGCGAGGUGGCUAGUGACUACAAGAAGAAGAAGCACGUUUUCAAGCUCCAGACCCAGGAUGGCAGCGAGUUUUUGCUCCAGGCUAAAGAUGAGGAGGAGAUGAAUGGCUGGCUGGAGGCAGUAGCCGCCUCUGUGGCGGAGCACACCGAGAUCGCCCGCUGGGGACAGACACUACCGACCACGUCGUCCACAGACGAGGGCAACCCCAAGAGGGAGACGGGGGACCGCAGGGCCAGCGGGCGCCGGAAGUGACUUCCCACCCCCACGGCCUGACACCACUCCCGCCCCUCCUCUCCGCACUGUGGGCACAAAGACACUUUCUCUUCCGCAGGGGCUGGAGCCCCCAGUUUCACCAACACUGCGGACGGACGCGCCAUGACGGGCACUGGAAAGGAGGGGACUUCUCCUGCACCCCAAAAAGUGGUGGGGAGAUUGCUGCCCCUAUAGCCAUAUCUCGGCCCCUUCCCGCUCGCCACCCCCACCCCAGGUGCUGGGGCUCCAUUAUUUUUAUGCAAUAACUGAGCUUGGGGGAGCGGGUAAGGGGCCCGUUGAGCCAAGCCCCUGCCCGGAUACCCAGAUCCUGCCCCAAGAAGCUGGAGUGGGAGGGGCGAUAAGUCCUGCCCCCCUCUCCGCCCUAGGUAUGGGCAUGGGGGCGCUGGUGAGGUCCCCUGGACCAUCCAGGGUGCUAGGGGGCGGGGAGGGAACACGCCCUCCCCGCCUUUACCUCACUUCCAAUGCUGCCUUGAUCUUCGUCUGGGGAGGCGGAGUGAAGGGGCCCUAGACCCCGUACUCCGCCGCCUCAGAGCCAUGCGGUUCAUUCCUGACUUAGUUUAUUUUUGCAAAACGUCGACCUCCUCCCCGCCCUCGCCCCCCCUCCCCCCGCCCCGCAUCCGCGAAGGCUUUUAAUGGGAGGGACGUCAAAGCUCAAAACUGUCUUCCUCUCUCCUCCCCCUCCAGCUGUAAAUGCCACUUGGCGAGGGAAGGGCGAGGGGAAGCCCUCUCCCUGCAUGCUCCAGGCUGGAGCUCCUCCCAGGGGGUGAGGGAACCGGGUUGUGGGCCGCCCCCCACCCCCACGACCGCCUGGAGGCGCCACUGGGGCCCGGGAGUGUGGGGCGGUGUGGCAGAUGCAUACUGUAUGUACCUAUAAUAAAUCUUUUGGCUUUGA
Myotis brandtii (Brandt's bat) is the source of this 6852-nucleotide messenger RNA. RefSeq names its product spectrin, beta, non-erythrocytic 4 (gene SPTBN4). Gene Ontology annotation, biological process: actin cytoskeleton organization. Gene Ontology annotation, molecular function: actin filament binding; phospholipid binding; structural constituent of cytoskeleton. Gene Ontology annotation, cellular component: cell projection; cell junction; plasma membrane. The record is from RefSeq and is a predicted model, not a curated record. NCBI's taxonomy places the organism in Eukaryota, Metazoa, Chordata, Mammalia, Chiroptera, Vespertilionidae.